AUGAAGUUAGCUGCUGAACGCGCGCUAGCCGAGUGCGAACGCGAAACUCUGUUACUGAAAGUCCGGUUGGCAGAGGCCGAGAGUCCAACCAGAGCCACAGCUCUGAGUAUGUGUCUCAGCGGGGAGGCUUUGAAAGUCUUUGGUCGACUCGGUCCGGAGGUUUCGAUGGAUUACGAGAAAACGAGGUUGGCUUUGCUGCAGCGGUUUCGUUUCACCGCGGAGGGGUACAAGGAGAAGUUCCGUGAGAGCAAACCCCAGGACGGUGAAAUCGGAAGACAGUAUACGGCAAGAAUUGCCAGUUUCUUUGAUCGCUGGGUGGAACUCUCUGGCACGGCGUCUAACGUUGAAGGGCUAAGAGACUUAGUAGUUGCCGAGCAGUUUCUUAAUAACUGCCACAGCCGACUAGCGCUGUUCCUCAGAGAGAGGAAAUGUAAGACUCUCAGCGAGACGGCUGAGGUGGCGGACAGUUUCCUGGAAGCCCAACGACAACGCAACUUGCUCGUAUUUGGGGAAAAGACUGAGUUGGGGGACACAAGAGGAAAGGAAGUAAACACUACCAACAAACCUCAGGUCAAAUGCUUUGUAUGCGACAAACCGGGACACAAGGCAUCUGACUGCCGUUCGAAACCGAAACAACUCUACUGCGUGUACUGCAGUCGAACUGGUCACGAUGCAAAGACCUGCACAAAGGGCAGCGACUCGAAGGAAGCUUCAUGUUGCGUGUCUCUAGGAAGCAGGAGAGAGCAUUCGCACCAGGCCUCGGAACCUAAUUCUAGAAUCGAAGAGGGCGAUAGAAACGGACGGGGGGCCAAGACAGCGUACGACUUGCCUGUUUUAAAAGGCACACUUGACGGCCAGGCUGUCCCCGUCUUAAAGGACACCGGUAGCAACACCGUGGUGGUGCGUCGCUCGCUCGUCCCGGAGGCAGCACUCACGGGGACCACAGCCACAUUGCGGCUGAUAGAUGGCCGAAGCAUCGACGUUCCUGAGGCGCAAGUGGAUAUCACCUCCCCCUAUUUCACUGGGACCGCAGUGGCCAAGUGA
This is a messenger RNA of Ixodes scapularis (black-legged tick), 1044 nucleotides long. RefSeq lists its product as uncharacterized. The transcript has 3 exons. Lineage: Eukaryota; Metazoa; Arthropoda; Arachnida; Ixodida; Ixodidae. The coding region runs from base 1 to 1044 and encodes 347 amino acids. The record is from RefSeq and is a predicted model, not a curated record. Gene Ontology annotation, molecular function: zinc ion binding; nucleic acid binding.